Messenger RNA from Pseudomyrmex gracilis, 3689 nucleotides. It is a transcript of the gene lolal, whose product is annotated as longitudinals lacking protein-like. Gene Ontology annotation, biological process: regulation of transcription by RNA polymerase II. NCBI's taxonomy places the organism in Eukaryota, Metazoa, Arthropoda, Insecta, Hymenoptera, Formicidae. The transcript is spliced from 4 exons. The coding region runs from base 285 to 662 and encodes 125 amino acids. Gene Ontology annotation, cellular component: nucleus. Gene Ontology annotation, molecular function: protein binding. The record is from RefSeq and is a predicted model, not a curated record.
CCCUUUGACGGAUCGGUCCGACGAAUGGACGCACGCAUGUUACAUACGUAUAGUGCAACUUUACGAUCCGAACGUGAAUCUGUCGCGAUCCGUUUGUGUUUAUUUGCGAUGUGACAUGUUCUGUUUCGUUUCGAAAUUCAGCUGAUUCGCGUCCCGCUCGCUCGCUCGUCGAGACGUCUUCUGGUUUAACCUACAAAGAGUCUGGCGCGAGAAGUUUCGCGUUUGGACGUUUCCCCUAAACUGUACAAUCACGCAGAAGUUAUAGGGCAAUCUCAGCAUCUACGAUGGCGGGAGAACAGCAACAGUUUUUUCUUAAGUGGAAUGAUUUCCAAUCCAACAUGGUAUCAUCCUUCAAACAUCUGCGAGAUGAGAAAAGCUUCACGGAUGUGACAUUGGCUUGCGAUGGUCAAACUUGCAAAGCACAUAAGAUGGUCUUAUCUGCGUGUAGUCCUUACUUUAAGUCCUUAUUAGAGGAAAAUCCGUCCAAACAUCCAAUUAUAAUACUAAAGGAUGUCGCAUACAAUCAUCUUCAGGCAAUUCUAGAAUUUAUGUAUGCUGGUGAGGUAAAUGUUUCUCAAGAUCAGCUACCAGCUUUUCUUAAAACGGCAGAUCGGCUUAAGGUUAAAGGACUAGCUGAAGCACCUGUUAAGAGAGAAGGUUAAACAUAUACACAAUUAAGUACGGUCUUUGGAAAAGCAUAUGGACUGAAAGAAAACAAACACAGUGUAAUAAUGUAAAGUGAUUUUAAGACACAACAUACAUAAUACAGAACACAACAUGCGUACACAAACACAUUACAUAUAAUAAUACAUGUAAAAAAAAAGGAAAACACAGCGUAUGCACGACUCAGUGUUCUCUGGUUCAUGACUUGGAUCAACACAGUGUAAAAUAAUGCCUUUUUCUUAAUCUCAGUUAAUGUUAAUGGUGUUGUACUGGUAAUGUGCGCGUACGUGCAUACGUAUACAUUCGUACAUACAUACCAAGUAGAAGCGAAAUGUUGAUGUUUGUCUUGAACCCAUUAUACGCCACACUGCAGCGGCAACAAUAACACUACAUUGAUUAUUUUUUUAAAACGAAGCGCUGCGAGAGGCGCAAGUAAGUGGGUUGCGAUAGUUUACAUAUACGUGCUGACCGGGGCUGUCUUGGUGGAUCAAGUUGGAAAUAUUGACGACACCUGUUACAACGCCCAUUUUUUCAAGCCGAUCUACCUGACUCACAACAAUCCCCUAUCGGUUCUAUUUGGUAGAUCUAUUCACGAAGUAGCGUUAUCUCAUUUGCGUUUAUCUCGCGUUUAAAUCAUCGCUUGUCAUAAAAAUCACUUAAGAUUCGUAAAGACUAGAAAAAAAAAUAUAAGUCUUUUUGAUAAAUGUCUACAUGCCGCUUUCGCAUUGACCGUUCUUUUUGGACAUUUCACAGAAACAUCACACCGUUAUGUUUCUUUAUUAGGAGAUAAUCGCAGAGGGCAUUAACGAUCCUAUCUCGCACCUAUAGAUUAUUUGUAAAUGCUGAAUGUUGUAUAACAAUAAAUGAAAGUAUUUUAUUAGCGUCUAAUGUAUAUCGGGAAAUUCUGCUUCUAUCGUGGAUAGAUUUGCAAAAAAAAAAACCCCGGCAAAUCUUAUAACAAUGUCAAAUCAAGUUUACUGGAAGUAGUAACGUGCGUGGGUAUAAAAUCAGCAAUAUACUUUUAAUAUCAUUUAAAAGCAACAUUAUGUGUUAGAUACAUACAUGUUACAUACAUUUCAUGUAAGAUGUAAAAAAGAAAAAAUUACAAUACGAAAGAAAUUUAUUAUUUCAAAUUUAUCGCAUCUCGUACGAGUUACCUCUUCUAGUGAUCAUGAUUUUUACUUAACCAAAUACUGCCAGUAUGUGUACCGGCGUAUUCACAAUAUUACCGAUAGACCAAAUUUAUUUAUGAUAAUAAUAUAUUAAGGGUUGAAUGUCUUAAAUCGAGGGAAGGUUAUUGUAAUAUAUAAGCGAAACAAAUUUUUGUAAAGUCGGAGCGCACAGUGUUCCUUUUCCCUCCCGUACAACCAGGAUAUUCGAAAAAAUUUAGAAAGAAAGUCAGGAAACAUUAUCGAGUCAUAAGGACAUAAAAAUCAAUUUGUUUUAAAAGUGACGUUUCAUUUUUUAAAACUGUUGUAAUAUUUAGGUUUUGUGGAUAUAAUAUGUGUGUACAUAUAUAUACACAUACACAUAUAAUAUAUACAGUGUCAUGUAUUUAUUNUUGCUUNUAAAUUUCGAUGUUGCAAAAAUUUUAACUUUUUUGAAGCAAAAACAAGUCCAUGCUCAUAAUUCCUGACUUUGCUGUUAUUGUUUCUUGUAAUUUUACAUAUUAAGAAGUUCUAGAGCGUUUCAAAUAUUCCUUACGAGUUGAUUAUCCUUGUGUCUGUAUGUUUAUAAUUUUUAGCAAGUUUCUCCAACUCUCUUACUUAAAUUGUGUAUCGAAUUCGAAGAGUAAACUUUUUAGAAAUACCGAAUGCCGAUUUAGGAUCGUACGUAUUNACGAACGUUAGUCACAUCCCACAGAGAAUGUUGUGAAUCAUAGCACACAUCUUUUUCUAUCGAUUUCCUUCCGGAAUAUGUUUUUCUGUACGUAAAAACACGAAAACGUCUCGAUAGAUCUUACGAUGUGUAAGAAUGAUUCGCCAAAGAGAGGACUUUAGAAGAAUGUUCCGAAAGCUAUGUUCCAAGUUUGCAUCACAGUAACUGACUAUCGUAAAGAAUNUAAGUUCUGAUAAUCAAUCAAUGGGACCAUUUAAAAGCAAGUGGUAUUUAAGCGGANGUAAGUUAUAGCUUUCGGAAAAAUGUCAAUUUUUUAUGAUAGUUUGAUAACUGAAUAAACGUUUAAUUGAACUGAAAACAGAACCGAUGUGCUAUUUUUUUUUUUGCACUUUAGGUCACUCGUCAUUUCUUACGCCUGUUCCUCCUGUUAUUUUCAUUUUCUUCUUUUUUUCAAUCUUUAAUUAGAACUGUCACUCGAAUAAAUAAAUUAAGAAACGAGAAGGAAAAAGAAAAUAAUAUGUGUGUGUGAAGAUCAAAAUCAGUGUCUUAAAGUGCAAAAGAGUAUAUAGCUUUGCACAGCCAUGCCGGUUCUAAUGCUUAUCGAUGCUUUGCACAUCGGAAAGAUUUAUCGGCUGUUUAUCCGAUUACCAAACAUCAAUCAAUAGAAAUCCGACGUUUAUUCUGAGUAUUUAAGACAGCAUCAAAGAUGAAUGGUUCAGUUCCUACAGUAAUACGUUCGCCGGGCAUUUGGUGGCUGAAUGUGAAUAGUUGUACCAUAUACAGUUGCUAUGCUGUAAAUUUGGAGUACAAUUUUAUUAUAGAAUAGAAAAUCUCACAUAGAGAAGUGACCGUUCAAACUAAGUUCACGCGACUAACAUUACAGAAUCCCUACAUUCUCGCUCCAUCUCUCCGACUUUUCAUCACUUUUCCACAUUUUACAUUUUGGAUUGCAGAUCGAUUAUACAGAUCGAUUGGCUUGCAAAAAUUGUCGGGACGAAUCUGCCCUUUUCCUUUUUAUUCUCCUCGUUUCGUUAUUCCCACUGUCCGUUCCCUGUCAAAAUUUGAAAAAUCCUCCUUUAUUGAAGUUGUAUUAGUAAUAAUUAUAACGUUACUUUUGCUAUUAUACGACUCGAUGAUGAUUACAAUAUGAUGAUGUUGAGAUAUAAAAUAAAUUGUGUAAAUAUAUA